Molecule: messenger RNA, 1325 nt
Organism: Pygocentrus nattereri (red-bellied piranha)
Lineage: Eukaryota; Metazoa; Chordata; Actinopteri; Characiformes; Serrasalmidae
Product: zinc finger protein 667-like
Exons: 2
Coding region: 76-972 (298 amino acids)
Biological process (GO): regulation of transcription by RNA polymerase II
Molecular function (GO): DNA-binding transcription factor activity; RNA polymerase II cis-regulatory region sequence-specific DNA binding
Source: RefSeq, a predicted model, not a curated record
ACGUCGCCAUGUUUAGAGCUCAGAGCUAAAGGAGAAGUUUGGCGGUGGGUAACGUGAGUUUCUGCUACGGGCGAAAUGACGAAAUUAGACGCCUUUAAUUCAUUCCUGAGGGAACGAUUAUUCUGCGUGGCUGAAGAAAUCUUUCAUGCUGUUCAGGAAAUCGUCUGCGAACAACAGGAUGAAUUAAAACGCGCCGAAGAGGAGAUCUGUCUCCUGAGGAGAGAGCUGGCUGCAGCGAGCCUCAACAACAAGGAAACAGAUAUUCAGGCCAGCCAUCCAGGACUUUGUACUGAACAGCAGCAAUCCCAAAAUGAACCAGUGAGUUCAGAGUCUUCAUUAAUUCAGGUGAAACUGGAGCUUUGCGCCCUUCAGCAGGACGCAGAGCCACAGCUAUUGAGCAGUGCCUCGACAUGCAGCAGCUCUUCCUCUGUAAAGUCAACUGACGUUCAGAAAAAAACUCUGUGCUUGCCUCCAAAAACAAAAGAGAGUGAAGGUCUAAAGAUGAAUUCCUAUAUCUCAAUCAACCUGGUACCUUGUGAUGCCCUGCUCUGCUCCGAAAAUCUGAACUCAAGUGCAGUGAGAAACCAAACUGCAAAAGAUGGUUGUGUGGUGGGUAUAAAAGAGGAAGAUGUUCAUUCUUGUCCCUAUUGUGACGCAUCUUUUCAUGAUUUUUCUCAGCUAAUAUCUCACAUGGAAUGUCACAAAAAUUCGUUGGAUCCUCUCCAGUGUCAGAUCUGUGGCAAGCAUUUCAAUCAUCGUAUGACCUGGAAAAACCAUAUGGUUGUGCACCAGAAAAUAAGGCCCUUCCGUUGCAAGUUUUGCAGUAAGGGAUUCAAUCAGAAAGGUCAUCUGAAGGAGCACGAGAGGAUCCAUACAGGUGAAAAGCCUUUUGGCUGCUCAAUAUGUGGGAAACACUUCACUCAGUUCAAUCAUGUAAGGGCGCAUAUUCGCAAUCAUCAUCAGAACAAAUAGCAGACAUCGGAAACAAAGUGAAUGAUGUUUCAGCAGUCCAUAUCUUCAAGAUGCCAAAAAUGCCUCGAAAGGUAUUAAGACUGAUCUUAGCACAAUAACUAAAAAAUGACUACAAAUUUAUGUGAUAAAAAUGAAUUCAUCAGUUUUUAAAGCAUUUGAAUGAACGUUUUAACUGUGAUGCUGGUAAAGGACAUGGUUGCUUCUUUAGAGAAACAGCCUCAAGCGUUAAAUUGUCACUCUGAUCCAGAACACAACAAGUAUUUGUUAUGUCAUUGUCUUGUUUUUAUCCUGAAAUGGGGAAGAAUGUUUUUAUCGUAUGGGCUUUAUUAAAACAGACUUUUCUAUUGGUGUAA